This is a messenger RNA of Debaryomyces fabryi, 1188 nucleotides long. RefSeq lists its product as uncharacterized. The transcript has a single exon. The coding region runs from base 1 to 1188 and encodes 395 amino acids. The record is from RefSeq and is a predicted model, not a curated record. NCBI's taxonomy places the organism in Eukaryota, Fungi, Ascomycota, Pichiomycetes, Serinales, Debaryomycetaceae.
AUGAAUGGUCUAGGAAUAGUUAUUGAAGAGAAAGAAAUGGACACUGACGGUGUUCAGGUGGCAGAAGAAGAGACCAAGAGAAAUAGCUAUCUGGGGGUGGUGCCGGUGUCCAUGGUGACGCCAGAUAGUGAAAGUGAGAUAUUAUUGCCACCAUUGCCCACUGAUGAGACAGGAACAGUUCCCAGUAGCAUAAUGAGCGACCACAAGACGUCGGUGGCUACAUCCAUCUCAAAUGACAGCUGUCUGUCGCUUGAGAUAGAAACAACAGGGAAAGAUUCAUUAUUCAGCGAGUUUGUACAAAAUCCAACAUACGAGUUGAAUUCGCCAAGUUUGAACAUAGAUCCGUUGUUUUCCAACUUGGCGUUGAACGAAGCGCCGCAGGUGGCCGACCAGUCAGCCACAACAUCACAUAAUACGUCGCCUUUAAGACGAUUGAAGAACUUCAAGAAAGGAAUCCGCAAGCUUUCUCUCUCGAAGAUGAGUGCUCCUCCGAUGAGUGAUCUUGUGUCUAACGCUCCAUCGAGUGUAAGACCGGGGGUGAGUCCUCUAAUCACCGAAGAAACUAUCGAUUCGUUUCUGUCGGCUUCCACAAUCGAAUCAUUACAUUCAGCCGCUAAGGUGAGAAAGACAAGUUUGAUUACUCCCAUGACGACACCUAUUGGUUCGCCUGUAGGGUCUCCUAUCAUAACGUUAUCGGAAAACUUGUCAAGUUCAUCGAAAAAUGUUAACGACCUUGAACGUAACUUUUUCCGUAACUUAAAUAUCAAUGGCGCUACACCAGAAGUCUCUAAAAUGGAAGACUUAACCAAACUCGAGGAUUUAAUCAACUACCUGAACUUUUUAAACCAGUUGAAGAUACAGGUUAUCGAUGCUUUUGAGUUAACUAAAGAAAGGUUGAUUAAAUUUGGUUGGUGUUCAGAUGACGAUUUGAAUAACUUACAGUUUCAGAAGGAUUCUUCGUUACUGCAAAUCGACACUAGAAUAUUACAGCUCGAAAAAAAUUUGAACAAACAAUACAACACGUCAAUUUUGUUAUGUUCUAACAACAAGGUCCAAAAAAAGUCAAACUCUGUUAGUUCAAGUUCUAGCUCGAUGGACAAUUUUAACUACAUCAGUGAAAAUUCGAAAGCAUCCUCCAUUAGCUUGAAAAACUUGGAGAGUAAAUGCUUUUCAUAUCCUGAUUUUUAG